Molecule: messenger RNA, 2990 nt
Organism: Antechinus flavipes (yellow-footed antechinus)
Lineage: Eukaryota; Metazoa; Chordata; Mammalia; Dasyuromorphia; Dasyuridae
Product: zinc finger protein 260-like
Exons: 5
Coding region: 215-2551 (778 amino acids)
Biological process (GO): regulation of transcription by RNA polymerase II
Cellular component (GO): nucleus
Molecular function (GO): RNA polymerase II cis-regulatory region sequence-specific DNA binding; DNA-binding transcription activator activity, RNA polymerase II-specific
Source: RefSeq, a predicted model, not a curated record
UUGUUCCAACUAAUGCGACUUUUUUUGGGUCUGCAGGAAGGUGAAGGGGGACCCCAAAUGGGGAAGGGCUGCAUCCCUGGGGAGGUAGAAGGAGACACAGCUCCGAAGACCCCUGGCUGCACCUUCGGGGCUGCCGAAAGGCGGCCGGUCUUGUAGCAGACAGAACCAUUCGCCACCUGGCUGCAGAGCACUUGGGAAAUCAGGCCAGGAGGCCAUGGAAAAUCUGCUCCAAAUGCUUGAGAGAGACUCCGCCUUGUCCCAAGGAAGGAACAUAGAGGAGGAGGAAGAGGAGGAAGAGGAAGGCAUGACCUCCCGACUUCUGACAGCCAGGUCGCAGUCGGUGACCUUCAGGGACGUGGCUGUGGACUUUACCCGAGAAGAGUGGAGGCGGCUGGCCCCUGCCCAGAGGGACCUCUACAGGGACGUGAUGCUGGAGAACUACCACAACUUUGCUUCUCUGGGGCUUCCUGUUUUUAAACCAGAUAUGAUAUCCCAGUUGGAACGAGGAGAAGGACCCUGGACCCCGGAGGCUGAGAUCCCCCAAGUCACUUGUCCCGAGUCUCUUGUUCAAAGAAGAUUUGAAACCACGAACUCACCUUCGAAGCAAGGCAACUCUGUGGGAAGAUCGUGCAAAGAAAAAUUAACCAAAAACAGUCCCUGGGAUUCCAAGUUGGGAGAACCUUGGGAAUUUGAUGUCAGGUUGGAGAAGCAGAAGAACAGCAGUGGGGACAAAGAGGCCAGGGAAAUAACAGCCAUUCACAGGAAAACCUCUAAUGAGUUAAGUGCUCAGCAAUGUUAUACAUUGGUGAGAAGGUUUAGCCCAGAGUCAAUCCUUGUUCUGCAGCAGAAAGUUCCUGCAGGAAAAAUUAUCCAUAAAUAUGACAGGCUUGAAAAGAGCUUCAGACAGCUUUCUGAUCUAAAUAAACAGAAUAGAGUCCCCUUAGGGAAGAAGCUUUGUAAAUAUAACACAGGUAGGAAACCCUUCAGUUACCACUCUGAUCUCAUUCAGUAUCACAAAAUCCACACAGGAGAGAAACCCUUUGAGUGUAAUGAAUGUGGGAAAGCCUUCAGCCAGAAGGGACACCUUAUAGAUCAUCAGAGAAUUCACACUGGAGAAAAACCCUUUGCGUGUACUGAAUGUGGGAAAGCUUUUAGCCUUAGGGUAUGCCUUACUCUCCAUCAAAGAACUCAUACUGGGGAGAAACCCUAUAAAUGUAAUGAAUGUGGGAAAGCUUUCAGCCAGAGGGGACACCGAACUGAACACCAGAGAAUUCAUACUGGAGAGAAACCCUACAUCUGUAAUCAGUGUGGAAAAGCCUUUACCAAUAACUCCAUCCUACGGAAUCAUCAGCGGAUUCAUACUGGAGAAAAACCCUAUAAAUGUGAUGAAUGCGGGAAAACUUUCAACCAGAGGAGACCCCUUACUGAGCAUCAGAGAAUUCAUACUGGAGAAAAGCCUUUUGAGUGCACUGAAUGUGGGAAAGCUUUUAGCCGUAAGGUGUACCUUACAUUACAUCAAAGAAUUCAUACCGGAGAGAAGCCCUAUACAUGUAAUGAGUGUGGGAAAACCUUCAGUCAGAGGGGAGCCCUUAAACAGCAUCAGAGGAUUCAUACCGGUGAGAAACCUUUUGAAUGUACUGAAUGUGGGAAAGUUUUUAGUCAUAGGGUAUGCCUUACUAUGCACCAGAGAGUUCAUACCGGAGAGAAACCUUUUGAAUGUAAUGAAUGUGGAAAAGCCUUCAGCCAGCAUUCCAACCUUACUCUACACGAGAGAAUUCAUACUGGUGAGAAACCCUUUGAAUGUAAUGAAUGUGGGAAAACUUUCAGCCAGUUUUGUCACCUAAUUGAGCAUCAGAGAAUUCACACCGGAGAAAAACCCUUUGAAUGUAAUGUGUGUGGGAAAGCCUUCAAUCACAAGUGGCAGCUUACCGAACACCAGAGGAUUCACACUGGAGAGAAACCCUUUGAAUGUAAUGAAUGUGGGAAACACUUCAGCCAUAGGACGUCUUUUAUUAAUCAUCAGAGGAUUCAUACUGGAGAGAAACCCUAUGAAUGUAACGAAUGUGGAAAAGCCUUCAGCAACAAAUCAAGCCUUUGGAAUCAUAACAGAAUCCAUACUGGAGAGAAACCAUUUGAGUGUAAUGAAUGUGGAAAAGCCUUCAGUCAGAGAGGGCACCUUACUGCGCAUCAGAAAAUUCAUACCGGGGAGAAACCCUUUCAUUGUAAUGAGUGCGGCAAGCACUUUAGCCACAAGACUUCCUUUAUUCACCAUCAGAGAAUUCACACCGGAGAGAAACCCUACGAAUGCAAUGAAUGUGGGAAAGCCUUCAUCAGCAACUCAAACCUCCGAGGACAUCAGAGAAUUCACACUGGAGAAAAACCCUUCGAGUGUAACGAGUGCGGGAAGGCCUUUCGUCAGAGUUGCCACCUUACCGAACAUAAGAGAGUUCAUACUGGGAAGAAACCCUUUUCUUGCAACCAGUGUGGGAAAGCCUUUAGCACCAGCUCCACUCUGAGGAAGCAUCUCUGUAAGCAUCUUUGUAAACUUUAAAAUACUAUGAAUAUACAUCAUGGCAACGUGGUAAUGAUCAGCUAAGCCAUAUGGAAGGCAAACCCUUACGAUUAUGAUUAGGAAAAGAAGAAAUGACAGCAUGUAGUUCAUCACUCAUCAGACAUCCAUCAGAUGCUUCAUAUUGGAAAGUCAAGAUAUUUUGGUAUCAGCUACAAUAGUAUUUGGUCCAUUGAGAGAUAAAGAUCUCCAUGUCCUUUAUUCCUCCUUGUUACCUGCCAUCAGGCGAUAGUAGAUGUUAAUACAGCAAAUAUGUUGGGACAAGACCUGAACUAAUGUCUGAAAUUCCCCAAAAUCUGUUAGUAAAUCUCCUAAAAAUGUUAUUUAAUGAAGUAGCUCAAAUUAAAGAAUUUAUUAAGGAAUUAUUAAUAUAAAGUCAUUAAUAUUAAAGAAUAAAAGUGGGAAGAGAAAUGAUCUAAAA